Paramormyrops kingsleyae is the source of this 3303-nucleotide messenger RNA. RefSeq names its product tripartite motif-containing protein 16-like protein. Lineage: Eukaryota; Metazoa; Chordata; Actinopteri; Osteoglossiformes; Mormyridae. Gene Ontology annotation, molecular function: zinc ion binding; protein binding. The record is from RefSeq and is a predicted model, not a curated record.
CGAGUGUCUCCAAAAGACAACUCUAUAAGUACACACAGACACACACCAGCUAAAAAGCAAGAUUCUUGUAUAAAAUAAAUUUAGCCCCGGUAUUAGCGUAGCUUAUUUUCACAGUCAGACUCAAGUCAAUUUGAAGGUAACACGGAUCUAAGUUUAGGUCAGAAAGAUUUUUUGGAUCCUACGACCGGGAAAAAAUAACGUGCAACAUGACAUCACAGUACUGAAACGAAACCUAAACAACCGGAACACAAGUCAUUUAAGUGACUUUUAUGCUUUUGAUAAGUCAGCCACUUAUUUCCAGACCCAUGCAGGCCCAGAUUCCCGAAGCCGCCUUAACGCUCCGUCGUUCGGAAGUUUUAUCUUUUAACACAGAACUUACAAACGACGUCCGAAAUUCUCCGUACCGGUCCGAAAAGCGAAGGGCCACGCCCCCUGCGGAUUCAAAUUAGGCGGAAGAUUGACACACCUAGUCUGCGAAAUAAAACUAAGACGGGAAGUUUUUGAAAACGAGACGGUUUAUUAUAUUUUUUUUUGUUUCCUUUUGGCAUGAAUAGUAAAAAUGUCCUUAUCAAGCUUCACUGCGGACCAAGACCAGUUCAAAUGUCUGAUCUGUCUGCAUUUACUGGAAGUCCCAGUGACAAUCCCUUGCGGACACAAUUACUGUAUGGACUGCAUUAAGAGCAUAUGGAAUCGGAAUGAUGUCACUGGCAUCUACAAGUGUCCCUGGUGUUUCAAGAACUUCAGCCCUCGGCCAGUUCUGAGCAGAAAUGUCUUUCUGAAUAAGAAGAUCGAGGAGAUGAAAAGGUCCCAAACUGGAGUGACAGUGUCUAGCAACUCUGCUGGGAACAAACGGAAGGCCCCGGACUCCCCAGCCCUGCCGUGGUGGGUGCGCGCGUCUGGGAAGCAGAAAGACAUGGUCUGUUCUUUGCACCAUAGGCCGCUGGAUGUUUACUGCCGUACGGACCAAAGCUGCAUCUGCUCUCGGUGUGUGUUGGAGAUGCACCAGUGCCACGACAAAGUCUCUGUGGUCACUGAAAAGACGAAGAGACAGGAACAGCUGGCGAUGGAGAGAAACAGGUUCCAGAAGAAGCUCCAGGAGAGGGAGAGACAGUUGCUGGAGAACAGGAUGACUUUGGAGUCCUUCAUGGCCUCUGCAAGGAAAGCAGAAGAGGACGCUGAGAGAAUCUCUACUGAGCUGAUCCAGAUAAUUAAGGGAAGGUGCUCUGAGGUGAUAGAUGAGAUCAGGAAGCAGGAGAAGGCUGCAGUGGAUGAAGCCAAAACGCUGCAUCAGCAAAUGGACCAGGAGAUUGAUGAGAUGAAGAAAAGAGACUCUGAGCUGGAGAAGAUUUCACACACAAAGAAUCCUGUCCAUUUCUUACAGCAGAGGUGGCCUUUACCGUGCCUCCCAGCAGAACCUGAUGCUCUCCAAAACCUGGCUGUAGACCUGCAGCUUCCCUUUGAGGUGAUGAAGGCAGCUCUGUCUGACCUGAAGCGGCAGAUAGGGGAUAUGUGUGAUGCUCAGGUGAUGAGGAUUUCAAACACAGAUAAUCCCAGUUCUGCUCCUGGGCCCAGUGCUCUUCCAGAGCGACAGUCUGAUCCAGAACAAUCUGAUCCAGAACCGAGCUCCAGACCAGAAUUCUUAAAAUAUGCCUUCAACCUGACUUUUGACCAAAACACGGCCAACCGUGAGCUAACCCUGUCUGCAGACGGGCGAGAGGUCACACGGGGGAGCAAACAGUACUACCCUAACUUCCCAGAGAGGUUCGUCUCUAAGAGCCAGCUCCUGUGCCGGGAGGUCCUGUCCGGUGGCCGUUUUUACUGGGAAGUUGAGCUGGAGGGGAGCAAGGCGGAGGUGGCGGUCACAUACAAAGGCAUCAGCAGGAAGGGGACCACUGGCCGCGCUUCCUUCGGGGGCAACGAUCAGUCCUGGAGCUUAGACUGCAUCAACAGCGUUUACUCUGCCUGCCACAAUUUCAAGCGCAUUGAUAUCAGGGUACCUUACAGUCCCCGGGUGGGAGUGUACCUGGAUCACAGGGCCGGGAUUCUGUCCUUCUACAGCAUCUCCGACACCAUGACUCUGCUCCAUAGGUACCAAACCACCUUCCAUGAACCCAUGUAUGCUGGGUUUUGGGUUGGUACUGGAGCAACCAUUAAACUCUGCCAUCUGCAACAGUAGGGAAUUUGCACAUGUGUGAAGCAGAAAGAGAGAGAGAGAAUCGUGCAUACAAACAAACGGCAGAGUCGUGUAGAAUGUAUCACAUGUAUAAAUUCUGCCUCGCUUGCCUUCAGAAUUAAUCUGCCGUUGUGCAAAUUGAUUUAAAUUUUAAUGAGCGGCUGGCUCCCAUUUCAGAAGUUCUUUCACUAAUGGACAAAUGUGAAAGCAGAUCGGGGAUGAGCCAAAAAUUGUGUGUAUGUAUACUGUAGCUGAUAUUUACUCACGUCUCCUCAAGGACCUGUUUUGUGUACUUGCACCCCCAACACAGAACACGAUAACAUAAACAGAGAUAUAAUCCUUAAUUAAUUCAGAACCGACUCUGAAUUAAGUUGUAGCAUUGCUGUAUUUUACCGUUUACUGUUCUUGGUUUUUGUAUUUUGUAGAUUUUGUUUCCCUAGUGUUUCAUUUGUAUUUGUAGUUCCUGUGUUUCGUGAUUUGUAUUCUGUUUUGUUUUUUGUUUUUUUGCUUAUGCUAUAAGCUGAAGAGUAACAAUUCAAUCUAUAAGAACAUGUUUCCUUUUUUAGAAUUAUGUUAUUAUGGUCUAAUGUAAUUGCAUGUUAUUCUACUAAAGGUAAGAUGUACAGGCGUGGCCUUUCAGGGACAGACGUUAUGGCACAAAGUCAGCACAAAUAAUUCAGUAUUUACCGAAAAUUAACCCCUAAUGCCUGUUUGAUUAAUUAGAAUCCAGCUGUCAGAAGGUCAGACAGUAAAAAUAAGAGCUAUAACUAUGUUUGAACAAACUGGACAAGAUUAUCAUCUGACCAACGAAAGAUUAACCUGCCUUUAGCUCAGCAUCAGCUAUUUGUUGUUAUUUUGACGCCAUCUAGUGGCUCCUUGUAGAAUCAAUCUAUUGUGCUUGGUUUGUGGUUUAAGUGUUUGUGAUGCUGCCAAUACAUAAUUUCAAAAUCAAUCAUGUAACCAGCUGCAAUACCUUGGUUGCCACCUACUGGAGGGAAUUGGAAUGGCAGAAACCAUUAUUUAAAACUGGUAAUUACAUGAAAGUUGACUACGUACCUGGUACAUUUCAUGCAGGCCAUGGUCAGUAUGUUUUCUGAAACAAUAAAGAAAAAUAGAAAUAUAGAACUGAA